Molecule: messenger RNA, 2373 nt
Organism: Scedosporium apiospermum
Lineage: Eukaryota; Fungi; Ascomycota; Sordariomycetes; Microascales; Microascaceae
Product: Pa domain-containing protein
Exons: 2
Coding region: 1-2373 (790 amino acids)
Source: RefSeq, a predicted model, not a curated record
AUGCGGCCCCCAAGAGUGGCCAUCCUGGUCCUCUUCUUCGCCGCCUCCUCCUUCGUCUUCUUUCGAUCCCUGACGUCUCUGGCCCGGGCGAGUGCCAUUCCGCAGCCCCUAACACGAACUCCCUCUCGCCUGAGAAGCUUCUUCACCUUCUCCUCGCCCUUGGCUCUCUUCCCGCCGAAUGCCGCCAUCAGCCUGACCGACGACAACAGCACCUCCUUUCCAGCCCGACCUGCCGCGUUCGGCCCCCCACUGCCAACCAAGGGUCUAAGCGGUCAAUUAUGGAUCGGGAGCGGCUUUGCCGACGAUAAUCUACAAGAGGGUGAGGGCGAGGGUGAGCUGGGGUGCAGUGAUAUUCCUGGUUGGGAGGAUGGCCGCUCCCGCGUGGCCUUUAAAGCCUCUGCCAAGACGAUGAUUUCCAGUGGCCGUAAGGACGUCCCUGCUGCGGACAAUUCCAAUCGCUCUAGGAGGAGAGGCAGCCCCAUGGCUGUCUAUGACCGAGACUCGGCUACCGAUUCCAUUCCCACACCGCCUGGCGCCGAGCCCGUUGACGAUGGCACCGAUGACUACCUACAACACGGCCUUCCGCCGAAGCAACGAGGCACUCUCGGAACAUCGGGUGCUGGCCAUGCAGAUAUCCAGUCAAUGCAGGAGACUGCCGAGAUCACAGGCAAGAUCGUACUGCUGAGCCGGGGUGGCUGUGGUUUCUUGGAAAAGGUCAAAUGGGCUCAGCGAAGAGGCGCCAAGGCUCUCAUUGUCGGAGACAACAGGAAGGGUGGACCUCUGAUCCAGAUGUUUGCUAGGGGCGAUACAUCUAACGUGUCUAUACCUUCGGUGUUUACAGCGAGGACGACUGCACACCUCUUGUCUUCUCUGACCCAGCCCGGCAGCUUCAUCGAGGAUAUUAUCGACGAGAAUGGAAAUGCCGCGCUCAAGGUACAGCAUUCCGAUACAUCGAAGAAGCAGAGGAAGACCAAGCCUGCCAAAUUAGCCGGCGCUGCAUUCUCUCGAAUCGCGGGCGCGCCAAAGCCCAAAUCCCGCGUCCAAGGACAACCUCAAAGACGUAGCUGGUUAUCAAGUCUUUUUAGCUGGGGAAAGAGUUCCACAACUGCGGCGGGGAAGGGUGGUUCAUCAGGCAGCAGUCAUGACUGGGUCUUGGUGGAGGAAUGGGACGAUGAAGUCGAUCAGCUUCUCCAUGAUAGCUUGAGGAAAGGGACGAAACAGGAUAGUUCUAAUCGCCCAGGUGGAUCAUCACCUGGGGCUCAAGAAUGGCGCGAUUCGGAUGCGGAUAAUGGGUUCGAUAAUGAGUCUUAUGACCCGGAAAAGAAUGCGCUAAUCGGCGACGAAAACGAAGACGACGUUGCUUCCGAUGAGAAUGGUGGAAGGAAAGGCGGCCGCCUCAUGUCCAAGAUCUUUGGCGAGGACGACGAUACUGGCGAUCGACCUCCCGAGAUGCCGAAGCCGAAGCCAGAGAAACCCGACGAGCCCAGCCACGACCCGCCCCAGCGCGAGGGCCUCUGGGUUACCAUCACGCCAUCGAGCAGCGCCAGUUCCUUCUUCGACACGUUACUAGUCUUGGUCAUCUCUCCGCUCAUCACUCUCUCCGUGGUGUAUGCCCUGCUUAUCGUUAGAGCCCGAAUCCGAAGGAGAAGAUGGCGAGCUCCCAAGUCCAUCGUCGAGAGGCUUCCCGUACGGACCUACCACGCCGCUGCUCCCUCGCCCAUCCACUCCCCCCGCAUCCCCUCGCCCACGAGCAGCUCCCCGACAACACCGCUCCUACAAGCGACCCCGUCGAGGUCGAGACCCCGGUCCAGGACCACGACAGGCGUGCCUGAAUCAAGUAAUUUCUUGACUGUCAGUAUUCCUAUGCAGUCGUGUAAACCGCUGUCACGGGCUGACCAUGAGAAGCCGCCACAGGUGUCGAGCGAGUGGAAGAAGUUCAUGGGCAAACAGGUGGAGUGCGUCGUUUGCCUGGAGGAAUACGUCGACGGCGUGAGCCGGGUUAUGAGUUUACCCUGCGGCCACGAAUUCCACGUCGAGUGCAUAACUCCUUGGCUCAUUACCAGAAGACGCACUUGUCCCAUCUGCAAGGGCGACGUAGUCCGAUCGCUUGCGCGGGGACCCCCUACAAGUCCCAGAUACGAGCCUUAUCAUGACAGCAGCAGCGACGAAGAGGAUAUUGAACCACCCCGACGCAGUGACACCGGCGGAAGCAACAGUGACGACGAGAUGGAGCGUGGGACCCUAUCAUUCCGGACUUUCCACGCUCGGCCGAGCGCGAGCCGACUGGGAAGAUGGUUUGGAUCUCUCAUGAGCUCCGUUGCCGGUUCUACUUCGCAGCCCGCUCGCGAACCCGAAGAUCCGCGGACACGAUGA